AUGCAGGUGUUUUCGCCCUCCAAGGUGAACCUGUUCCUGCGGAUAAUGCGGCGGCGCGAGGACGGGUACCAUGACCUCGCCUCGCUCUUCCACGUCAUCGACCUAGGCGAUGACAUGGAGCUCGAGGUGCUGCCUGACAGCGCCGCGGUGGACGUGCUGCAGUGCAGCGACCCCACCAUCCCCUGCGACGAGCGCAACCUAGUCAUCAAGGCGCUCAACCUGUACCGUCGCAAGGCAGGGGUGUCCACCCACUUCCGCGUGCGCCUGGACAAGCGCGUCCCCCACGGCGCCGGCCUCGGCGGCGGCAGCGGCAACGCCGCAACAACGCUGUGGGCGGCCAACGAGCUGUGCGGGCGGCCUGCGACGGACGCGCAGCUGCUGGAGUGGAGCGGGGAGAUCGGGUCCGACAUAUCGGUGUUCUUCUCAUCGGGGGCGGCGUACUGCACUGGGCGCGGGGAAAUCGUGGAGGACGUGCCCCCUCCGCUUCCGCUGGACACGCCGCUGCUGCUGGUCAAGCCGCCGAUCGGCCUGUCCACGCCCCAGAUCUUCCGCGCGCUCGACCUCGGCCGCCGCAGCGAGGAGGACCCGCGGGGCCUGCUCGAGCGCAUGGCAGCUGCCGGGAAGCUGUCGGACGAGCUCACCGUGAACGACCUCGAGCAGCCCGCGUUUGACACGCUGCCAGAGCUGCGGGCGCUGCAGGAGCGGCUGGCGGCGGAGGGGGAUGCCGGCGGGCAGCCGUUCAGCUCGGUGUUCAUGACAGGCAGCGGCAGCACCAUCGUGUGCGCGGGCGCCGACGCGGCGCCGGCGUUCCUGUCGCGGGAGACUGCGUACUCGGAUGUGUUUGUCAGCCCCGCGCGCCUGAUCGUUCGGCGGCCGGGGGAGUGGUACGCGGCGCCGGCCGGCGGGCCGCGGGCGGGGGCGGCGGCCGCGGCGGCGGCGACCGCGGCGGCGUGA
Molecule: messenger RNA, 954 nt
Organism: Monoraphidium neglectum
Lineage: Eukaryota; Viridiplantae; Chlorophyta; Chlorophyceae; Sphaeropleales; Selenastraceae
Product: diphosphocytidyl-2-C-methyl-D-erythritol kinase
Exons: 4
Coding region: 1-954 (317 amino acids)
Biological process (GO): terpenoid biosynthetic process
Molecular function (GO): 4-(cytidine 5'-diphospho)-2-C-methyl-D-erythritol kinase activity; ATP binding
Source: RefSeq, a predicted model, not a curated record